This is a messenger RNA of Girardinichthys multiradiatus, 3429 nucleotides long. Its product is annotated as 5'(3')-deoxyribonucleotidase, mitochondrial-like. The transcript has 5 exons. Gene Ontology annotation, molecular function: 5'-nucleotidase activity. Bases 1093 to 1770 code for a protein of 225 amino acids. Lineage: Eukaryota; Metazoa; Chordata; Actinopteri; Cyprinodontiformes; Goodeidae. Gene Ontology annotation, biological process: pyrimidine deoxyribonucleotide catabolic process. The record is from RefSeq and is a predicted model, not a curated record.
GAGAACCCAUGCAUGCACGGAGAGAACAUGCAAACUCCAUGCAGAAAGACCCCCAGUUGAGAAUCAAACCCAGGACCUUCUUGCUGCAAGGCAACAGUGCUACCAACUGCACCACCGUGCAGCCUCUUUACUGGUUUGAAUUUGUUGAAAGAUAUGUUUUUGGAUUACCUUACAUGUUUUGGUAUAUUUACAAUAGGGCUGAAAUUAAUUAAUUGGAUUGAUUGUGAAUAAUCAAUUAUUGAAAUAAUCGUCAACUAAUUCAGCAAUCGACUAAUCACUGGAGGAAAGGACAACGCUAUUAAGUAAAUAAAAACAGUGUUAAUGAGACGAAUGGCUUAUUCCGUUCACUUCUUGAUGACAUUUUCAAUUUAUUGUGUUGUAGCAUCAAAAAAAACAUUAUAGAUCAAACUGGAGUUGGAAGUGACCGGGGACGUUAUUUAUGAAGUGCUAAAUAAGACCUUGGUGACAUUUAUUAAUAUAAAAAAUAUAUAUAUCAUUUUGGAAAUCUUUAAAUACAUCUAAUCAAGUGUACGAGUUGACGUGAAUGCACCAUGGGCAUAAAAAAAAAACACUGUCGUAAAACACCGUGUAGAAGCGCCACUGUUGGGGAGACAAGUCUCAACGGGGGAACCCGGUUUGACACAACACCUGUUUAUCGUACAGCUUGUUCCCUCAGCUGAGCCCUUCUUCCCCCUGAUGCCGCAAAAUCAGGCCAUACCUGUCCGUGUCAGUCCACACUGCUUCAACAGCAGCUGUUACAAAUGCAGUGGGAUGCCCAGUGGUAGCUAACGCACGCCGUAAACCGCUCUUAACGCAGCGUCCAGCGGUGUGUCAAAUGUAACCUGGCCGCUGCUGCUAACUUGUCCGCUAGCCAACAGUGUUAGCUCAGCUGCAGCAGUGAAACGGCCACAUAUGAAGUUAAGCUACAGUGAAACACAGCGUCAUAAAUAAGACGGAAAAACUAUAGCAGUAACGUCAGAAAGCAGCUUGAACAGUUAUUUUUUUUUUAUCUCCCAUGCGGACGUUUUGUCGGCUUGUUCCGGUCGUAGUAAGUUCGGAGAGGUUUAGCGACCUUUGGCCUCGGCGGCAGCGAUGUUGCUGCGCACGACUGCAACCCGCCUACUCGGAAGACCUGUUCCUUUUAAGAGGAUUGCCAAAAACAUGUCGUCCUCCUCAGCUGCCGGAAAGAGACUGCGGGUGCUGGUCGACAUGGACGGGGUGCUGGCGGACUUCGAAGGGGGGUUCCUGAAGAAGUACCGGGCCAGGUACCCGGACGAGCCCUUCAUCACUCUGGAUGACAGGAGAGGGUUUUGGGUGUCAACACAGUACGGGCAGCUGAGAAGCGACCUAUGUGAAAAAGCCAUCAGUAUUUGGCAGUCCAAAGGUUUCUUCAUAGACUUGCAACCUCUGCCUGGAGGAGUGGAGGCGGUGAAGGAGAUGGCCAGGAUGGAUGACACAGAUGUCUUUAUUUGCACGAGCCCCAUUAAACAUUACAAACACUGCCCGUAUGAGAAGUACGCCUGGGUGGAGAAGCAUUUGGGCGGCGACUUUCUGGAGCAGGUCAUUCUGACCAGAGACAAAACCCUAAUUGCUGGUGACCUCCUCAUAGACGACAAGCCUGACAUUCAAGGGGUGGAGCCCAGACCAGCUUGGGAACACAUCCUGUUCACCGCCUGCCACAACCAGCAUCUGUCUGUCUGUCCCUCCCAGAGACGGCUCCUGUCUUGGUCGGACGACUGGCGGGCCAUUCUGGACAGCAAAAGGCAGUGAGGGACCCUGCUUCCCGACAUCCUCCGCACCCUAGUAACCAGGGUAACCAGAAGCACCUGUAAAACUGAUCGUCCCACUGUUGACUUUGCAACAAUGGCAAAGGAUCAGCCUUCUCUACCUUCGUUUCUGGAAAAGAAAAUUGAAGUCAGCUGUACAAUUGUUGGGAGAGAACACUCACUUAUUUUACCACCAGGGGGCAGCAUGACACUGGUUGAGAAGUUGUUCUGACAGCUACACUUUCCACUGAACACAAAGUCUAAAUAAUUGGAUGUCAGUUUCAACAGGCCAGACUGCAUUGGCUGAAGCUGUUGGUCUCUUCACCCCUUAUUCUUCCUAAAUUUGGACCUUUUUACUGAGAAUCCAUCUUGUUUUAUUUUUCAGGCUGCUGCAGUGUUUUAUUUAUGGCGUCAUUACAAAAGGACAGUUGCAUAAAUGUGUCUGUGCACUGUGAUUCACCCACAAACAUCAGAGCACAGGAAAAUGAACAAAAAUAGCCUCACAGAGCCAUAACCGGUGAGAGUUUGCACAGGAGUGGGACAAUUAUACGUGGGAUUACUGUAAUUGUUAUGGCUGGAACUAAUUUUUCCUGUACUUGAUUGAAACACCACUUUAAUGUACGGACGUUUACAUCCCCUCAUCAUUGGCGUCAGUUUUUUUACUUUUAAUGAUACGUAUGAAUAUGGCUGAAUUCAAAUUUGGUGCACGAUAGACCUGCUGUUUUUGGCAUGCGCCAUCAAGUUCUAGCAGCUUGAUAAGAUUGGGCUAUCUGGGCACAAGGAUCAGAAGAAUGUUUAGAGGAGCUAAGGUAAGGCUUUCUGAAGCAAGAUCACGGUCAAGCAUGGCGGCAGCAUCAUGCUCAGGGUUUGCUUCCCUGCAAGUGCAUCACAUGGAGUAGGACUAGUCCCACAUUUUUCAACUCGCCUUUAAAUUAACAACUGGAUAGUUAAGAGGUGAAAACUAUUGCCUGACCAGAUAUUGAAGGCUGAAUGAAUCUUGUGAAUCAGAGAAAAUUAACAAUCAGUUCAAACUUGUGCACCAAAAUGCGUUGAGGUUGUAUACCACCCUGGAUGAAGGAACCGUUCCAGUUCAUCAUUGAAAGCCCCUAAGAAGAAUCUAACAUUCAAGCCAAAGAUGAAGGGAUGUAAACUUCUGACCACCACUGUAAAUGCAGAUGCAUAAAUCUGCUGGGAAGUUCUCUCUUUUUUUUUAAUGCAGUUAAAAUGACAACUUUGGUGCUCUUGUUUUAAUGUGGUUCUUUCACAAUGAUCUAUGCAUGUUCACACACUGAGGGAAACAUACUAGCACACGCGUGCUGCCAAAAGAAACAAGUGUAGAACAAAGAUAGUGACUUGAAGCUUAUGUUCUUUCAAAGGUUUUCCUUUUUUAAACUAAUUAAUACAAGAAAAUAUUUAGAAAAUGGUUAAAGAAAGCAAAUAUUAUUGCAAAUGAUCUGAGUCAUUUCUGGUUAGAUGUGUCACUUGUCCUGUACUGUAUUUAUACUAUAGCCUGUUUACAUCAGCACAUAUGAGUAGAUUGAAGUUUGAGGGUUUAAACUCUGAACCAACUCCUACGUGAUGACAUGGAUUUGUUUAAGCAAGCCGAAUUUGAGUUAAAAAGCUAUUCGGAAUAAAGUUUUCUCUCAAGUCGGUCACAAAACGA